CAUAGGUACAAAAAAAUGAUAUUUUAUUAAAACCUAUCUCUCCUAUAUAGGGGUCCAGAAAAAAAAAAUAAAUUAUCACGCAAGGAGAAAAGUCAAAGCUGCUAAGGAGAAAAGUCCUGCCAAGGAGAAAAGUCCAGCCAAAGGAAAAAAGUCCAGCCAAAGGAAAAAAGUCCGAGCGUGCAACAGCUCGCGCGGCGUGGGGACUGGUCCCGCUCUUUGUCGUGAGGAGUGGCAGCGGAGAAAGACACCGGGACAAAUUUCGCCCCUAGCGUUCAGACUUUCUGUAGCGUGCUCCAACCUCCGCACUUGUUAGUCGGACUGGCAGUAUGAUUAUGUUGGGGGCGCGCGAAUCAAUUGGGGUAGUUUUUGCGCCCCCGCACCUGUGCAAGGGCUUCCAACCAGGUAUGAAAGCAAUGGCGCACGGGUGCGCGUUUCGUCGAUUUCUUGCGACGAUACUUUUCAGGCCGCCGGAUACACCAAGAAUCUGCGCGACUCAUCGGCCCCCUUCUCACUUCCGAGAAGGGGGCGGAUGGCGGAUUCUGGCUGCCGUUGCUCCCGGUCCCGCAUCCCGAAGUCAAGGGGCUGGCUAUCGGAAGCCUUGCUCGGAAUGAAGAUAGGCUCGGUGGUGGGUUUUGCGUUGUGUUUGGUUUUGCGCUUUUGCACCGACGCGGGCGGCGAUGCCUCGUUGAGGUAAGAAAGGCGCAAAGCCAGAUCCGGUGCCCGCAAAAAGCGGAACCCAGGGAGGGCCGAAAAAAAAAUCUCGGCGCGCGCUGCGCGCGCGGAGAAAAUUUCUUGCAGCCGAACCGUAGGUCGUGUGGGUUUCGAAAUGGGCGAAAGGGGUUCGACAAACUCAACUCUCCGCAUUUGGCACGAUUCGGGCGCCUUCCUUGUGGGGCAACUUGCUUCUUCUCCGUGCGACGCACGCGCCCGCGGCCCCCCCGGCCCCUCCCAUUCAUGUGGAAAGCCUAAAAUUUUUCUCGCGCGCUGCGCGCGCUGGCUGCCCGUCCCCUCUUUGUUUCUCUUGGCCCGUUUUUUGCUCACGCGGGGGCCUCCUUGCUGCAGGGGACGACAAAAAAGUUGUCGCGCGCAACGCACACAGACACAGCCUGGGGCCCCUUCUUUGGGGGGCAAGCCCGUGCAGAAUCCGCUUUGCGCAAGCGGCCUUUGAUGUCCGUGCUUGUGUGGUUGGAGGGCGCCUGGUAUUUUUCGCGCGUACCAGGCACGCAGCCUAGCCUCGUCUCCUUGGGGAGCGGGGGAGGGUCUGAAAGAUCUCUUUCGCACACCGCGCACGCGGAAGCGCACCGAGCUGGCGCAAUUUCCCCCGUGCGUUUAUUUUCUCUGCGUGCGGGGGGGCCUGCUCUGAUUUGCUGCUCGGCGGAGAUGGGGCAGCAUGGCGUGCGCGAGGCGGUGCUGACUCUGCUUGCGCGGCACGGCGAAAGCAAAGACGAUGCGCAUGUGGCCCGGAAUUUUAUCCGGACCCGCGGCCUUGUUCCCUGUACCAGAAAAAAAAAAUUCUUCGCGCGCUGCCGCGCGCGCGUGCGAAUUUCGUCCGCCCGCUUGCGUGGCCGGCGAAGGCCACAAGUUUUUCGUUCGUUCUUGCUUGCUGCCCUAGAUCGUGUGGGCGCUGCUGAUUUCGUUGUGGGGCCUUUGCCGGGUUGCAGCGCGUGUGUGACACAUGGGGGGCCGGCUACCCGAGGGAGGGACCGUGCGUUGCCCUAGGGUGGGUGGUGGGUGUUGGCGGCGUGCCGCGAGUCCUUGGUGUUGCGCUUUUUUUUCGCCGUUCCUUACUUUCUUUUAUUUUUCCCGCAGUGCUGUGUUUAGCAUAGUGUAUUCUGGCUAAGGAUACCCUGGGAACAGCUCACGCGGUGCCAACAUAAGUCCCAGGCUGGCUGUGGAGGUGUUUUUGGUCUCGCGCAGAGAAUGGCUUGGUGCAGGACGCUGGGCGUUUUUCCCGUCGCGCAGUGUUUAGCAUAGGGCAUUCUGGCUACCCUGGGCGCGUCUUGCCCAUGAAAGGUGCGGGUCUUGAGGUCGAUUUUUGCCUCCGAAUGUAGCGGGGGGUCGGUGAGUGUAGCGUAGGGAGAGGCCCCGUAGCAGUGGUCCUGUUCCCGGAGACCGUUUUUUUGUGCCCUGAACGCAUUCGCCCCUCGUUUUCUCUAUAAGAAGCCCCCUUUUCCAAACAUCUUACUUAGGCAGUCGGGGCUUCUCGAGAUUUCCUUCAGAAGGGGACAUCCCUUCUUCUGGGCUUUCCGCGUGAUUCCCUUUGGGAAUUCCCUUCUCCUGGGUUUUUCGCAUGACUUCCUUUGCGAAAUCCCUUCUCCUGGGCUUUCCACAUGAUUUCCUUUGGGCAAUCCCCUUUCCUGGGCUUUCCACGUGAUUUCUUUUGGGAAAUCCCUUCUCCUGGGCUUUCCGCGUGAUUUUCUUUGGGACAUCCCUUCUCCUGGGCUUUCCGCAUGAUUUCCUUUGGGAAAUCGCUUCGUCCGGGUUUUCCGCAUGAUUUCUUUUAGGAAAUCGCUCGCCCCUGGGCUUUCCGCGUUUCUUUAUAGGAAAUCUCUUCCUUAGGAGCCGGCCGCUGAUCUCCGCGUUAACACGUAGUGGAGGCAAGCUCCUUCUGAUCUUCACUGCGAAACAGAGCGGAGACGAGCUCGGUGGCUAAGGUUUGGGUGGGAUAGGGUCUGUGAUAAGUAUCGGGGUUUCUCCUUUGAUAUGGAUCAGAGGGUCCGCGAUGUCGGACUUUUCUCCUUUGAUAUGGAUCAGACGACUUUUCUCCUUUGAUAUGGAUCAAAGGAGAAAAGUCCGGAUUUUUCUCCUUGCAAAGGAGAAAAGUCCGCUGGAUUGAUACCAGAGCGAGCAGCUCCUGGUGCAAGUCCUUCUGUUUUUGCUUCACAUCCUUCUGCUUUAGCAUCAAAUCCUUCUGCUUUAGCAUCAAAUCCUUCUGUUUUAGCAUCAAUUCCUUCUGUCUUAGCAUCGAUUCCUUCUGUUUUUGCAUCAAUUCCUUCUGUUUUUGCAUUUUUCUACAUAUCACGCGUGCUGUGAUAUCAACAGCACAAUCGACUUUUCUCCUUUUCUUCUUUGAUAUCACGUGAUAUCACGUGAUAUCAAAGGAGAAAAGUCUUUUUUCAAAGUUUAAAGACCCGACAUCCUUCCUUGAACUUGAUUGUCGUUUCCUGUUCUUAAUUUUCUGAGACGGCAACCCGCCACCUAGCCCUAGUGAUGUACGAGUAAUGAAAAUUGAUCAGUGAUGUUGAUACAAGGUAGGGGCUUUCUCUGCACGUCCGUAUGGUGAAGGCGUACAGACAUUCGCAUCUUCUAUCGCAUUGACUGAUCAUCGGACCUCAAAUUAUGCCGUGAGGUGCAAUACAGACCGAGCACGUGCGAAGAUAAAUUACGCGUUUUUCCUUCGUCACACCACUCCUGCUGCCAUCCAGAUUGCAGGUUGGCGGGCUACUUACACAAGAAGUGUGUGUCCUUUCUUGACUUCUAUUCCCUCGCUAUUUCAGCUGUGAUCGGAUCCCACGAGGUGGAGGACGACCGACGUGGACGGAAGCUCGGACUUGGCGGUCACAAAAAGGUCCACAUCGACUACUCGGAAGAGCAAACCCCUGUUCCUUUCUGAAUACUCAACGGAAGUACUAUAUGUUGGCGGCUCAACAGGAGUUCUGUCUGAACGCACCCGGGCGCCACAGCCAGCACUCUCGUACGCCUCUGGUUGGCGAUUUGUCACGAGUUAGUACAACAGCCGUUCUGGUCUUGUCAUCGUAUCCGAACGAACAGCAUGGAUCACGCACAACUCGAAGCCGAAGCGGCCGCGGGGCUUCGUGAGCAGCUCCGGCUCUUCAAUGGACAGAAAACACCGGAACAGGGUAUACUCGUGCUUUUCAAUGUAUGUUUGCAGCAAAAAUGAGACGCGAUCAUGUCGUAAGUAUUUUCCGUACGCGUCACGUUGCGUUCCGUCAACUUGCGCCUUGGCUUUUGCCUCCUUUGAUCUGUUUUUGCAACGUGAAGUUUUAUCGAUUGUCUUUAUUUAAUUUUCAUCGUCUACUAGUACUAUCUACAGCUGCUGCAGCCGGUGUCACGGUCCGAUCUUCCCCCUCGUCCAAGAUGGGCGCCCACGUUCAUCAUCAUCAGGCUGCGAGGAAGCAGCCACAGCAAACCGCGCCGAGGCGAUCCCAACAGCAAAACCAGGGCGGCCAGCAUUUCUACCACUACUCGCAACAGGCAGGCGGCGCAGCCGGACAGAGCCAAAAUUAUGAAUACCCGAAGCACAGCAACGCCAAUUACAACCAGCAGCGGCAGCAAACGACAUCUUCCGCCUCAUCGUGUAAAAACAGCGGCACCUCCACGACUACGUCCCAGCGCAACGCUACCACUGCGGCGAGUUGUAGUACCCAACAGAAUUAUGCGCCGCCCUUUCCGCCGGGGCUGCCUCCGGCUCUGGGGCCUUUGAUGCCAUCAAAGUAUGUCGCACCUCCGGCCACCGCGAACAAUACUUCCGUGAAUAACACCAGCGGAACUAUUUCUAGUUUCAACAAUACGAGUGGGUAUGAUUAUUCAUCGACAGCAAGCCAGCACCCGCAACCCGUGCAGCCGACUCGUCCACAACAUCCGGUACAACCCUACGCACCCCCUUGCGGGGGUACCCCUGCCCCCCCAGCAGCGUGCAGUAGUUUUUACAACGCGUCCGUGACCACCAACACAACCACCACAACGACCAGUAGCUCUUACACACCAAAGGCGCCGGCCCCGGGCUUCUCCUACCCUCCUGGAAUGAACUCAUGCGCCACCAGCAGCGGGAGUUCCUCUUGCAACCAAACGCCGAGCACUAGUUCGGGCACACAACAUCCGGCGAAUUAUGCAUACCCGCAGCAUCAAAUUCAAAAUCAAUAUGGCCAGGACCACGUGGCAGCAUCUGGAACUACCGCCCAGCCAUACAGUGUAGGAAACCAAUCGGAGUCCUCGCACCAGCUACCAGGAGUCCCAGCAAGUACAGCAUAUACAACUACACACGGCCUCCACCCGCAGGGCGGGGCAGCCACAACAUCGAUGGCGUCGCCUUCCGCGACGCACCAUGGCCACGAGUUUUACAGGCAGCACCACGGUGUUAUGGAUACCGUUGGUAGCAGUAGUUCAUCGACGCAGAACUACUACGGCCACAGCACCGGGAGCGCAGUUGUUGCAACCACAGACGGUCGCGGUCUCGGUUCUGCAUCUUCUUUUUCGCACCACGCCCAAGAACAGCGGCCGUCGAGAGCUGGAGGUGCCUACGAUCCUUCGUUUUCCUCAGACCACACAGGUGCUGGUCCAGCAUUGCACCACCGCGCUGCGGGAUCCUCACAGCACACUUAUCCGCCACCACACUCCGGGACCGCGUCUGCGGCUUCUUGCACUUCUUCGGUUGCUGCACCUCCGCAGCCAGGGGACAAUAGUUCAGGUACUAGACUGAGCACGCCAUGCGGGCAUUUUUACGGUAGUGCUGGUGCGAUUUCUGUAGAAGAACCUCCAUUGCAGCAGCAGAGCCAGCAAUAUGCCUCAGGCUCAGCUCCGUAUUGUUCGGCGGAAAGCAGAGAGGCUGGAGCGACACACGCCCGGGUAGCUGCACAAUACGGCUCGUACUAUCAGCAACCGGGUUCUACUGUCACCGGUGGAACUGCGGCACACCGGCAGCAAUUCAGUUCUCGACCUGCAAUGCCUUCGGAGACGACGAGUAACGAGCAUGAAAUGCAGCAGGCACAGCAUACAGUCACAAGAGAUGCGCACACGAACCAUGCAGCAGAGUAUCAGCACCACCACCCGUCGGAAAGUUACUACGCACAGUACCAGUACCAAACCGCGAACUCCUGCUACACUGCAUCUUCUUCCACGCAGAACUACAAUGCGGACACACAACAUCAAGCGCGCUGUCCGGAGACAGAAAUUGCACAGCAGCAGCAGGGCUUCACCAACUACGGAACAAGUAUAUCUUCGAAGCCAACUGGAACUGCAGACGUAUGUGCUACUGCAUCCAGUGGCGAGCUGCCGGUUGUGCACGACAGGAACUCUAGGGACAAUGCCGUGCAAGGAGCGAACAGCCACAGUGGUGUAACUACAGGCGCAGACACAAGAGUGCAGCACGCUGCGGCGCUGAACGCGCAGUCCAUUCCUUGGCACAGCGAGAGUAAGCAAUAUACCCAACAUCUUCAUACGGGGUGCAGUGCUGACGCUCACGCUGAUUCGCAAUUGCAGUCGCACACAUCGCACCUGCCGGAGCAAAAAUUUCAGGACGACAAGAGACAGCACGGGCAUGCGUGGGGUCCGCCGCCAACGAUGGCUGACAGGAACAUGGCGUCAAUUGCGAGAAACACAGGACACGACGUACAACAUAGUACACAGGCCCAGCUACAGCAAAAAGCGCAUCAAGCGCCUUCCUUCACGAUCGCGACUGGUGCACAGGAGGAGCACGGCAGUCAAGACGCCCAUCUUUCAGCACAACAUUUUCAUCGGGUUUCCGCGCAUGCGCGACAUCCCGGAAACUUCGCACAUGAAGACAGGUCCGCUACGCUAGCCGGCUCUGGAGGUCAAGGGGACGGUGUACCAGCGGGUAGCGAGGAAAAAUCUGUGCGAGGCAGUCGCCCGGAUACUUUUCAAACCGCGGUGGAGCAUCCAGCUGCUGGGCCGGUGCCUUACGUUUAUCGGGGCGAGCACUUUUAUCCAGUGCAGCCUCCUAGUACUUCUACAGGCGGCGCUUCGACGGCGAGUAAAUCACGAGCUAGCGGCAGCCGCGGAGGCAGCGGCCAAGGCCGUGUAUUUUCAGCUUCGUCUGCUUCUGCUAGAGGAGGUGGUGCCAAGACCUCCGCGCAAAAGAGGCACAUUCCUUCUGCCGAUCGCGGAACCUAUCACCACUUCAACAAAACGGGGCAGCAGAGGCAUCGUGAUUCCCGCCAGGGAUCUGCGCUUGGGGCGUACGGUGGAGGUGGGCAGGAAAAUCAAAGUGUGCACCAGCAGAAUUCCUCUUAUGACACCGGCGAAACAAAGUCCACAGGACAGCACACUGCUUGUGCGCAGCAGCAACAGCAGAACCAACAGAGCCACACAACGCAGAUGUCAUCUCAGGCGGAGUGGGCAGGCGAAUCUGCAAGCAGCAGUAAACCUCCCGUGCCUAGACCAGUGAGUUCCAACGAAUGUUCUGAGAGUUUAGCGCAGGAGUAUCCGCCUUGCAAAAGAGGUCAUACUGGUAUGACAGUAGCAGAAGCGCAGCAACAGGAACACCAACAGCAGGCUCGGUACUACGACUACACGACAAACAGGAGCGUUUCGUCGUAUAAUCCUCAAAAAGUUCUUGCCGCCCCGACUACUGCAGCGCUCCCUAGCGGCGCUACCGGCUACUACUCCGGUCCCACUGCAUCGGCUGCUCACGGCCCGCGCAGCUCAUCUUUCUAUAAUUCGGAGGGAACAACAGCGAAUGAUACCAGACAACCCACGAGCGGGACCACGCAGCAAGAGCAGCACGGGCACCAGAAGUCCAGCAGUUUCGGUGCCCGUUCUGUCACGAGCGCCACGGUAACAGCAACAGGAACUGUGCCAGCCCCAGAAAGUAGUGCUAGCACGGGUAGUUGUACAACUAGUAGCAGUGCUGACAAGGGCUCUGGAAAUGAAGACACAUCAGCUGCGUUCCACACUGGUCGUGCUCCGCCGCCCAAGGUCGAUGACAGCGUGUACCAAUUCAUUUUGGACUUGCGUGACCAUGGAAAGCGCGAGGCUGCUCUGUUUGAGCUGAGUCGGCGGCGCGAGACUCUGUUUGACCUCGCGCCGCUGCUGUGGCACAGUUUCGGCACGGUGGCCGUGCUGUGUCAGGAAAUCAUUUCUGUGUAUCCCUUUCUCGGCUUUUCUACAGCGGCCUCCGCCUACUCACCAGGAGCCGCAAACAAGAAUUCCUGCGCGGGUCCACCCGGGGCCGGUGCAUCGCUCGGCGCGCGCAUUCCAGAUUCCUCAAAGAUGAUGAAAGCCGCGACAGUACAACCAUCCGGCACCGUAGGCGAAGACCGGGCGCGCGGCUCUGCUGGUGGCCCCGCUGCUGGAGAUGAACAAGUACUAGCCACGGCCUCUUUCGCUUCGGUCAUAGCGGGAAGCAAGAGCACUACCAAAACACCGAGUUGUACUUCCUUUGUUUCUGCGACCACGGGAACAACGGCGAGUGCACAAAUGAGCACCUCCUUGGAACAAGGUCACACACUGACUUCCUGGAUGAAACUUAAUAAGCACGACGAGGAGCCGCAGCCGGCGCACUCAGAAAAACAGUUACCGAGCGCUUCCGGGACAAGGGCGGUAGCCACGCACCAGCGACCUCCGAGGCCGGGCAAUGCGGCCGCGGCGGUAGAAGCCCCAGCUGCAACAACUACAACAGAGGGUGGCAAAAUAAAAGAGCAAAGAAAGGCGAAAACACGUAGAGUUCCGAAGCCUCCAACCCUGACCGCGCAAAGUUCGAAUCGUGUGUGCAAUGCGCUGGCGUUGCUGCAGUGCAUGGCGAGUCAUAUGGAGACACGGCCUUUGAUUCUGAGGGCGGAGCUGCCGCUUCUGCUCUUUCCGUUUUUGAACACCGAAACCAAGGCGCGGCCCUACGAGUACCUGCGGCUGACCUCGCUGGGGGUGCUGGGCGCACUGGUGAAGGGGGAUGACCCCGACGUGCUGGCCUUCCUUCUGCAGAAGACGGAAAUCAUUCCGCUGUGCCUGCGCAUCAUGGAAACCGGCACCGCCCUUUCGCAGACGGUGGCCACUUUUAUUCUGCAAAAGCUUCUUCUGGAUGAGCGCGGACUCGCGUUCAUUGGCCAGAAGCCGGAGCGGUGUUUUCACGUGUUUACUGUGCUACGCCAGAUGGUGCAGGCCCUCGUGCGCGACCCCGCGAUUCGGCUGCUUAAGCACGUCGUCCGGUGCUACCUCCGGCUUUCCGACCACCCGCAGGCGCGCGAGGCGCUGCGCGAAACCCUUCCGGACACUCUGCGGGCACCACCCACGAGUCUCCUCGAAAUGCUCCGGAACGAUAACACGACGCUGCGGUGGCUGCACACACUGUGGCAGAAUCUCGGCCUGCGUGACACAAGCUAGUUCGGAGAACGUUCAUCUGCUGUUUCUGAUUUUUUGGGGACUAGGCAUAGAAGUGAGUUGUACUCAGCACGUCGGGCAUCAUUCUUCUAGCGCAAAGUCAACGAAAAUGAUUACUGGGACGCGACCUUGUUCCGGUAUUCCCAUCUUUAGACAUGGUUAAUAAGCAUAGUAAAAAUCUACCAUCAAAUGAUGUCUCACUGUAUCGGCAUCUAAAUUUUUUCAAACACAAAGAUUGCGAUGAAAACAAAAUUUGAAAGACGAUUCAGGAUAUAUGAUUCUAGGUCGUAUUUUUCGUAUUACUCGAGAAACUGAUCACCGAAAACCGGUUGCUCGGCAGCCAGAAACUGGCUUUAUCUUACUGCCUCUAUUAUUAGCGAGGAAUCAAAUCAAACGAAAUUAUUGCCCACUAAGCAUACAACUUUCAUCUCUGCUCGCCUCUCGCGUGCUACUGGGUUAGUUACGGUCUCCACCAAUAGAGAUUUUUUGUCACCUGCUUCUUCUAGCGCAUCACUCUUUCGCAGACGUAUCCACAGCUGAAAUCGGUUGUGGAAUGCGUCAGCACGUUAUCUAUGUCAGACUCAGAGCUCCCUGAAAAAGAAAAUUAUGGAAAAAAGUUCAAGUUUUUCAAAACAUUUAUGCCGUCUUUAUUCCUUCGCAAGAGGACGAUUUUUAGCUUGCUCACGCUUUCCAAGUUUAUUGUCUUCGAGAUAGUUGUUCCUUUUUAUCCGACCUGGCUUUACGCAUCGUGCGCGACACGACCGAGUGAGGGGUUUUGUUUUAUCUCGUUUACGAUUUUUUCAGAAUAGUUCCACAAGAUUGAUACACUACGGAUAUGGAAUCACUCCACUUGAUGUUUACUGCUGAUUCUCUAACAGUCUCUUCGUACAGUACUUGUCCGCAGUACUCCCAAAACAAAGCGAUUUGAUAUUUUUUUUGUUACAGCCAAGUGCACUUCAGAAGACGAGAGACCUGUGCACAGAAGCGAAUAAAGAACUUUUUAUCGCCAUUUGUCGUAGUUGCGCCGGCACCUGCGUCUAUGGCUGUUUUAUUCUUCGGAAGGGUGUAAAUUCAUAGAUGAUAGGUGCGAGGUUCUUCUACUUGCUGGGUGUGACCGCAACCGCAAGUAGAGAAAACUGCCAGCGACCAGUAUUUUCCGGCGGUCUCUCCGAGCCUGAAUGUGCCGGCAGCUCUCUUGUUGAUUUAGAAGAACAAUCUGCCCGAGAAAUAAAAUAUAAACAGACUCCGCUUUUACAGUAUUUUCGAAAAUCUUAUGUCGUUAUGCCCACCGCCACCGCCUACAGCAACUCAAUCUUACCAUGGCGGCCGCGGCUGACAUAAUUUCUUUUAGUCUCGGAAACUAAACUAACUCCAAAAAAAUGAAUCACGUAGCUGCAGCAGGAUGUGAGGUGGCAUCUACACAAGAACCCGAAGUGGCUUCUGGCUGCAACGACACACAAUUACUUUGGUCCUCUGAAUACUUUGCGCAAAUGAACACCACGCACCACAGCGACACCGACAAAACCGCCAAGCGCCACCAGCUUUUGAGAUUAGCAAAUUUUGAGGAUGGCUUUUUACAGAUUUGACGCAAUUGCGUCUAUUGCAU
Molecule: messenger RNA, 10678 nt
Organism: Amoebophrya sp. A120
Lineage: Eukaryota; Dinophyceae; Syndiniales; Amoebophryaceae
Source: the annotation of a GenBank genome assembly